AUGAACCCCGUGACUCCACAUGACCUGCGCACCCACUCUUUGCCGCAAGCCAGGGAGCGGGUGCAGGUUCUCCAUAUCUCCUCCAGGGCACUGCUGGAGGUUAUGGCCUGCUAUCCAGGUAUGGCAUCGAUCUACAUGUCGCGUUCCAGACAGACCUCCGUGGUCCUGCAGCAGAGCCUUACCAGGCCCGCAGAUGUCCUAGCCGGUAUGAAGCUUUUCUACGGCAUGGAGCCUGGCUUCAUCCGGCUUCUGACAAACAUCGCAGAGCGUAAGAUGAACUUCCUCGGGGAUGUGGUCAAGGAAGAAGGCAGCACAGACCGAACUCUACGGCUGCAAGAGUUCGGCAAGGUCCGUGCGGAGACGGAAGCUGAAGGCUGCGUCUCUAUCACGGACGUGGGCACCGUGCUGGGCGAGAAGAUGUUCUUGGGAUGGCGAGAACGAUCCCAAGCGACGUUCCGUGUAGCGACACCCAUCGCCGUGAUGCUUUGGAUUGCACAGCAUCACUUCGAGAAUCUCCUCGAGAACAACCCCUCGGAGCACGCCUACUUCCGGGCACUGGAAGAGACUGAUGGAGGUACUGAGGCAGUGAAACACAAGGCGGAGGACUUGGAGCUCUUCCGAGGUUGCGGUCGAAGCUUCACGCAGGACAUCGGGAGCUUUAUUGGCCGGAGAGCCUACAAGCCGGGCCAGGCCAUCGUCGUUCAAAAGGCAGCAGAUGAGGGCUCGCUCUUCAUCGUGACGGGGGGGCGCGCUGCUGUCAUCAUCAAUAGCGAGACGCGGCAGGAGAUCUCCUCAGGAGAUGUCUUCGGCGAGCUGGGGCUCUUGGGCCUUGUGCUCCGUCGGGCGGCGACGAUUGCUGCCAUUACGUAUUGCACGUGCUUGGAGAUGCCGAAGAAGGCUUUCAUCAAGGCCCUCGAUCGGCAUCACGAGGAGACCGAGCACUUCGAAUCGUUGACACGACUCCACGGCGCACUUGUGGCCAAGGAGACGGGCACUUGGCCCUUUCUCACGAAGGCCACAGACCGCCUGUUGUACUACGUGAAUCUCCACGCGUCGCGAGAGAGCACUCCCGUGGGCAAGUGGACUUCGAGGGAGGGCGUCGAGAUUCCAACUGACGUGGCUGUACUGAUCAUCUCAGGGGAGAUCUACGUCUCCGAGAACAGCGGCCGCCGCAUUCUAAUGACGGAAGGAAGCUGCUUUGGUGAGCACAUACUCAUCGGUCUCCCCACGCAGACGCUGAAGAUUGAGCCCAAGACAGCGUGUGAACUGCAGAUGAUGAACAAGCAGACCUUCGAGAAAAUCAUGGCCGAAUGCCAAGACGAACGGGAUGCGGCCGUCCAGGGCAUCUUGAACGAGAUGGCAAUCAAAGCAGAAGUCAAGCUCGGCGUGGCGCGAGGCGCAUCCGAGAUCCUGAGGCGGAGCGCCCUUUUCCGGGCCUCGAGCCAGGAGUUUUUGGAGCAGAUCCGACCUCGGAUGUAUGCCUGCCUCAUCAAGGCGGAUCAGCUCCUGGUGGAUGAGAGGGAGGUGGCCGACUGCAUGUUCUUCAUCGUGAGGGGCCACGCAGCCGUGAUGGGCGACGCGCGUGACGAAGCAGACGCGGUCCUGCGCUUCAAAGCAGGCACAGCUUGCUGCGAGUCUGCUGUACUUGGCACCUGCAGCUACUUCCCCUACGCAGUGCGAGCGCAGAGCCUUUGUCUAACCCUGGCGCUGGCGCGGACAGACUUCCAGGCGGUAUUGGCCAACUAUCCGGAGGAGAAGCAGAUGUUUGCGAAGCUAUCAGAGGACGAAGAGUCCCAGGACAUGCUCUUUAGCCUUCCACGUGUCCUGAAGCUUCAUCACCAGCUUUUCACAGCCUCGAGCAUUGACUUCCUCCGAAAGAUGUGCGCGUUGGCCGAUGAGGUGUACUACGCGCCGCUCGAGACAAUCAUCAUCCGUGGCGAGAGCUGUGCCGUGGGCAAGACGGUGAUGUAUGUGCUUCUGUCCGGCCUCGCCGUCGUCAAACUGACCUUCGGCGAGGAGGUCGCAACAAUUCGACCAGGGAUGAUGGUCGGUGAGGGCGGGGCUUUGGGCAUUGCGGAUAAGCGGACGACGGAGAUCUGCGCUCACAAGGACACCCUCGUGCGAUGCAUUCGCCUGCAGGGGGCCUCGAUCCGCAAGGCUAUUGAUGCCCACCCGGAAGAUUGCGAAGCACUGGAAGAGACAUUCAAGAAACGCUCUCAGCAGAACGCCCAAGCUGAAGGCAAGCGGCGAGAAUGGCUGCAGAGCUUGGUGAUCCCCAUUCUCCGUCAAAUCAACCUUUUCUCUGGCUUCUCCAUGAAGCUCAUUUCGAAGAUUGCAGAGCCGCUGCUCAAGUCGACGUUCCCAGAGGGCCAAAACCUGUGCACCGUGGGGGAAAGCGCGGAUUCCAUGAUUAUGGUGGUGGAGGGAGAGGUGGAGAUCAAAUCCAAGGAUGGCACGGCUAUUGGUGAGCUGGCCUUGAUGGGCCUCUUUCCUUUCAGGACUGCUACGGUGACGGCGCUCAAGGCCACAGACACGGCCACUGGGACCCACUCAAUCCAUCGAGAGGUCUUCGUCAAGUCUUGGAACUUUCAGAAGAUGCUCGGAGAGUCGGGGCCUGCGCAAGACUACAUCGAGAAGCUGGACCAGACACGUGUAGGCCAGACAGUGUCCGCCAUGUCCCAUGUCUCUACAUCCGCACCGACCUCGUCAAGUGAUGAGUAUAAAUGCUUCUUGUGCGACCAAUGGCCUGCAAGAGAGUAUUUCUUUUGCACUACCUGCUACGGCGACGGCAGGAUUUUCGUUUGCCUGGGAUGCCGGCAACAAGCAACAUGCCAAAGGUGUAGACGCCAUGUGAGGGUGGAAGAGCUCCAUAGUGCAAACACGGUCGGAACUGUAGCCGAAGUGGAAGAAGACCCAACUACCAUCGCGGAACGAGUGGCCAACGUCGAGCUGGAGCUGUCCCGUCUCCGACUGGCACUACGAGAUGAACCGACGCCAGCACCGGCCAUCGUCCAGCCAAGGCAGACCCAGAUGCCUUCUGCACAUUCACGGCCACCGGCAACGAGACGGAUGCAGCACCCAAUUCGGCGAAGACAGCUGGACAACGGGUGGCUCCGGUUUGACUUCCACAAAGAGGACGAGCCGCUCUUCAGGAGCAAGAACAACAACGGACGCAUACCUCCGCCAGGAUGCCGUGAUCUUCACCAGAAUGGACGCGUAUGCUGGGGAGGCCUGCUGCCAUGCGAGGCCGUCCAGGAGCAAGACGCGUGCUUUUUCCUCGUGCAUGAGGAGAAGCGGCUUUUGUUUCACGGACCGUGCAAGCCAAUUAGAAUCCGGUUGGCCAAGAUCGUCUUGAACGAAUGGCGUGAUGUUCCAUGGAGUUGCGUUUAUUCCGAUCUGGCAUUGGGAGAACCAACAUCAUGGUCAUCGACCAGAAUCAGCCUCUGA
Molecule: messenger RNA, 3447 nt
Organism: Symbiodinium sp. CCMP2592
Lineage: Eukaryota; Dinophyceae; Suessiales; Symbiodiniaceae
Source: the annotation of a GenBank genome assembly